AUGACUGCUACAGACGCUUCUUCCAAGCCUUUGGCUCAAGAUCUUAGACACCACUUUUCUGAGGAGGCCAAGGGCAGAAACCCUUCGGCUUUGAAGGAGGCAUUCAAGCAUUUCCAUGAUCCCAAGAUUAUUUCUCUCGGUGGUGGUUUGCCAGUGCCAACCAUGUUCCCAUUUGACAACCUUUCUAUCGAAUCACCUGCUCCUCCUUUUGCUAAAGGAAAUGAUGCUGCUCCUACCAGCGCCGAGGAGACUACUAAUGUCCAUGUCACCAAGGCUGUUACUGGAAAGUACGAUGACAUCUUCUUGAAUACUGCUUUGCAAUAUGGACACUCCAACGGAGCACCUCAGUUGUUGGAUUUCAUCACCAAGCACACUGAGAUUGUUCAUGACGUUGCCUACAAGAACUGGCAGGUCAUUCUGACUGUUGGUAAUACCCAAGGUUGGGACUCUACUUUACGUACUUUCACCAACCGUGGUGAUACUAUUCUCGCUGAACAGUUCACUUUCUCGUCUGCUGCCGAGUGUGUUCACGGUUUGGGUGUUAAUAUUGUCCCUGUCAAGAUGGAUCUCAAUGGUAUUGACCCCGUUCAAUUAGACAAGCAAUUGGACGAGUGGGUUGGCCCUAAGCCCAAGCUUCUUUACACGAUCCCUACUGGUCAAAACCCCACUGGUAGCACUCUUUCUCGUGAACGUCGUGAGGCUAUUUACAAGAUUGCUCAAAAGCACGAUUUCCUUAUUGUUGAGGAUGAACCUUACUACUUUUUGCAAAUGCCCGAAUACACCAAGGAUCCCGAGCAACGUAAGAAGGAUUAUGAACACAUUUCGCAUGAAGACUUCCUGAAGACCCUGGUGUCUUCUUACCUUGAAGUCGAUACUGACGGAAGAGUUAUCCGUCUUGACUCGUUUUCCAAGGUCAUUGCCCCUGGUACCCGUAUUGGAUGGAUUGUCGCUCAAGAGGCAUUUGUCGAGAGAUACCUGCGUUUGCACGAGGUGUCGAUUCAAGUUGCCAGUGGUUUCUCACAAGCCAUUGUCAAUGGUCUCUUGCAAAGAUGGGGCCAAGAGGGAUACCUUGACUGGCUCAUUGGUCUUCGUAAGGCCUACUCGCACAAGCGUGAUGUGGCUGUAGAUGCCAUUGAGAAGUAUGUUCCCAAGGAGGUGAUUGAUUUCAUUGCCCCCGAUGCCGGUAUGUUCUUCUGGAUCAAGCUCGAUGCCCGCAAGCACCCUAAGUAUGCCGAGUUCAACAACGAUGCCGUUGCUAUCGAGAACUACCUCUACGAAGAGGGAUUGAAAUUCGGCGUCCAGCUGGUCCCCGGCCACUGGUUCCUCGUCAACGACAAGACCAACCCCCCUCAAAAAGAACUCGCCGAAACCGUCGACGAAAAGAACGCUAUUUAUUUCAGAGGCACAUUCGCAUCGGUCCCUGCUGAUAAACUAGAAAAGGCCCUCGAGCUCUUCGGUGCCCAUAUCGCCCAACAGUUCGGUGUUGCCAAGUAA
Molecule: messenger RNA, 1494 nt
Organism: Sugiyamaella lignohabitans
Lineage: Eukaryota; Fungi; Ascomycota; Dipodascomycetes; Dipodascales; Trichomonascaceae
Gene: ARO8
Product: bifunctional 2-aminoadipate transaminase/aromatic-amino-acid:2-oxoglutarate transaminase
Exons: 1
Coding region: 1-1494 (497 amino acids)
Biological process (GO): aromatic amino acid catabolic process; L-tyrosine biosynthetic process
Molecular function (GO): aromatic-amino-acid:2-oxoglutarate transaminase activity; L-2-aminoadipate:2-oxoglutarate transaminase activity; pyridoxal phosphate binding
Source: RefSeq, a predicted model, not a curated record